Messenger RNA from Bolinopsis microptera, 1700 nucleotides. Its product is annotated as nmrA-like family domain-containing protein 1. The transcript has 9 exons. Gene Ontology annotation, cellular component: nucleus. Lineage: Eukaryota; Metazoa; Ctenophora; Tentaculata; Lobata; Bolinopsidae. Bases 26 to 1162 code for a protein of 378 amino acids. The record is from RefSeq and is a predicted model, not a curated record.
UAUUUUCUAAAAAGUUUGACAUAAUAUGUUAGAUCAGAAUGCAGAAGUUAUACUGUCUACAGUACAUUCUAAAAUUAUGUUGAAACAUAGCCUACAAAUUCUCUCCCUGCGUUUGCGACAGAAAUUCGCAUCAGUGAUCAGGAUGAGCAACAAUCACGGCGCAGAAUUGAGUAUUGAAGAGAUCGCUCGACUCUCUCAACUCGAAUAUACGCACGACGAGGAGGAAAGUUGUGAUAUGAAGAAGACAAUCCUCGUGUGGGGACUUCCUGGUCCCCAGGCUAGCAGUGUUGCUAUUGCUCUAGUUGGUAACCCACUUUUCACUGUCAGAGGAAUUUUUAACAAGAAUUGUCCUGAGGUGGCGCGUUUUCAACAAAUGGGAGUUGAAUCUGAAAUUGUGGAAAUCUCUGAAAAAGGGCCUAUUCCGAUAAUAAAGCUAAACAACGUGUUUCGGGACGUGUACGGAGUGUUCUUUGUCACGAACGAUAUUGAUCCUCUUCUACCAAUGAGAAGAGAGAUGGAGGUCGGUGUGAAGUUGGCGGAAAUGUGCGAGAGACUCCGCAUAAAGCAUGUGAUAUACUCUGCAGUUGACUUCGUUUAUAGAAUAACAGGCAACAGGUGUUCAAGAUAUGACGGUAAAGGAGAAAUAGAGUACCAGAUGAAGGGGAUGGGGUUACCUCUGACAGUCUUAAAACUACCGCUCUCUUACGAUUACCUCGUUAACACCCUCAUACCAACUCGUCAGGGCAGUGACUACGUGUUUACGGGGAUAGUGGAUAGUAAGCUGGAUUUUGACGUGAUGAACUACUCUGACAUAGGACCUGUUGUAAAAUUGGCAUUCGAAAGACCGAACAUAUUCAUCGGCAAGACUAUUGGACUGACGGUGGAUCGGAUUGAUAUAAAUAAGUUCGUCCAACUAAUGACGGAAGUUUUCAAAGAGACCAAAAUAGAUUGGCGCUAUGAAAAGUUAUCGUGGAAGGAGUAUCAGCGGGACAAGAAAAAUAACAGGGAACUAGCGACUCUACUCGACUUCCACUGCAACUACGCUCCGCUACGUGACGUCAGAACCAUGCAGGCUUUAAAUCCAAAUGUGCAGACUUUCUCAGAAUACAUCAGUGCCAAUCAGAAACGACUCACUAAACUUUUCAAGUUGGUCAAGACGUGAACGAUUUGUUGAGCAAUUUGAGCUCGGGUUUGUUAGUCCUAGUACCCUAGAUUGGGAAGAAGAUAAAAUGGAUAUCAUGAAAGAAGGUUAUGAAAUAUGAAUUGAUAAGUCUAGAAAGGUUUGACAAGAUGAACGAAUGCAUUUUAUACGAUCUAAUUUAAGCAUGGACUGAGGCUUCUGUGAUACUAAAUAUUGGGAUUUCAGAUUAGUGGUCGUUCACAUAUUACGUUAUCGCUGAGGGAGAGGUUCCAAAACGCUAGUGUAAUUUCAACACAAUAGCUAUGUGUAAAACUGAUUACAGCGGGGGUUAAAAAUUGGUCAAAAGGUUGGUCAAUAUUAUGUGAACGACCCAAUACUGAUUACUGUAAACAUUUCCAAAUACUUGAUCCUUUGAUAAAUAGAAUGUCUACUGGCAUUAGUCGAUCUGGUGCGACUAUAAUGCGGCAAAAUUUAAAAGAAGGCUGUAUGAUUUAAACUAUUAUCUGAACCUCCAACUCCUCUUGGAAAUAUAUAAAAUCUUAUGUACAAGUUCCAUAAA